This is a messenger RNA of Vicia faba (fava bean), 315 nucleotides long. The record is from the annotation of a GenBank genome assembly. Lineage: Eukaryota; Viridiplantae; Streptophyta; Magnoliopsida; Fabales; Fabaceae.
AUGGACUUCUACAAAAGUCUCAUGGGUACUACAUAUAAUAAUAUGAUGGGUGUGGACAUUGUAUCUAUGAGAAUAGGCAAGCAGCUAAACAAGGAGCAAAUAACCACGUUGAUUAGCAAAGUUUGUGAGAAAGAAGUGGAAAUUGCUUUAAGAAGUAUUGGUGAUCUCACUGCCCCUGGGAUUGAUGGGUAUGGGUCCAAGCUCUUCAAGCACUCUUGGAACAUGGUAAAGGAUGAUGUCAUAAAUACUGUGAGGAACUUCUUCGACGAGGAUAAAGGAUGGCAAAACUCUGGUUACCCUUAUCCCCAAAAAUGA